GACCAGUGGCUGUAGUUCUCCUCCAGGCCGCAGGGGGCGGCGCUGAGUUCGGCGGCGCUCGCGGCUCUUCCGCGCUCACUGCGGCUCCGUGUUUGUGGAAAUGGCGAAGUUUGGUGAUUUAAAAGCCUUUCUUGAAUCUUCAUUAAAUGAAAUCUUCCGUGCGACCGUCAGUGACAUUCUGGAUUCAGUGGAACAAACUGUCGGCGAGUACCAGCUUAAAAUCCAGCGAAUUGAGUCAGAAAAUGAAGAUCUGAGAAAACGACUUUGUGCAAUAGAAAAGAAAAAUUAUAUCAAAACAGAUGAAGGAUGUGUUGUGGCUCAACUUGACCUUUCAAGAAACUCUUUUAGCCAAAAUUCAUCUGCUCAGACGAGCAUACACAACGACCAGACCAAGACGGCUGUAGAUUUACUGAACAACUGCGUAAAAUCACGAGCCACAGACCCCACGGCGCUCCACUUACACAAGAAUAGUGCUACAACAGCAUAUUUAUUUGUGAAGGCCGACCCAGACACAGAGGACGGAUGUGCUGUCGAUCUGUCAAACCCUCACACUUCUCCUAAACACACCGGUAAAGAAAUCAAGUCAGAGGAUGGCGAGGAGAACUCUAACGCUGUAUUUAAAUGUCCUGCAGAGCCGGAGGUCAGCUUUAACGAGUGUGACGUCAAAGUAACGGUAGUGACAGACAAACACGAUACCAUCUCUGAUGAAGAGUCCAGUCCAGACGGUCUGUCCAACGAGGGCUUCUCCGGCUCGUUUCACUCGGUGCGGUCUCCAGACUCGAGGCCGAGCGGCUGUGGCCAGUAUGAGAGGAGCUGCGAGGUCAGGGCUCACAUCUGCAGUCAGUGCGGGAAGGGCUUUGACCGCGCCGAUCUGCUGAGGAACCACCGGCGCACACACACCGGAGAGCGGCCUUUCGCCUGCGGUCAGUGCGGCAAGAGCUAUGGUCACCAGGGCCAGCUGCGCAUACACCUGCGCACACACACGGGCGAACGGCCCUAUGGCUGCAGUGUCUGCGGCAAGCGCUUCAAUGAGCACAACCAGCUCAAAGUGCACCUGCGCACACACACCGGAGAGCGGCCCUACGCCUGCGCCGUCUGCACAAAAACCUUCACUAAUGCCGGCAACCUGCGCAGCCAUUCCCGAGUGCACAGCGGCGAGAAGCCCUACACCUGUGGUCAGUGCGGGAAGAGCUUCAGCGGCGCCGGAGACCUGAAGACGCACCUGCGCAUCCACACCGGAGAGAAGCCCUACCGCUGCCAACUCUGCACUAAGAGCUUCAGUCAGGCCGGGCACCUGAGCAUCCACCGUCGCAUGCACACCGGAGAGCGGCCCUACGGCUGCGCAGACUGCGGCAAGCGCUUCACGGUGGCCAGCAGCCUGAAGCUGCACCAGCUGACCCACAGCGGCGAGAAGCGGCACACCUGCGGUCAGUGCGGCAAGAGCUUCAGCCGUGCCGGACACCUGAAGAGACACGAGCUGGUGCACAGCAAGGAGAAGCUGCACUGCUGCCCGCUCUGUGACCGCAGGUACAGUGACCAGUCGUCUCUGAAGAAGCACCAGAAGCUGCAUGCUGCAGCCGAGAGCGAAGGCCAGUAAUGCAUCCACAUUCCUCAGCAUCACUUCUUGUAAUGAACACUUGAGCCGCUGGGCUCGUGACUAAGAUAUAAUUUUGACUUGCACUGACUUCAAAUGGCUAAAGCAUUGGUCCCUAACUUUAAUCAGACUUCAUCCAGAUAAGCAAGGUCUUCAGGAUUACGGACUACAUUUACACAGACAACAAUACUCCGAUUAAAAAUGUACCAUGUAAACAGAGAUUUUGGAUUACCUCUUUCAAACUAAAGUCAUAAAGUAAACAUAAAUCGUAUUAAGAAUUAAUUUAGUCAUAUUAUCAAAGUGUAGUAAAUAUGUGCACAACCUUAACACUACUAUCAUCAUGUAGGACUUGCCACAUUUCGCAACAGGAUACACAUAUGAAAGCGGUCAGCUGUUUUAACAACGCCGUCAUCUGCAGUAUAGACAUAAUUCACUGCAUUUGAAGCUUUUGUAAAAUUAUAAAUGAAACACCCAAACCAGGAUAUAGCACCAUAACAAAGAUGAACUGUGUGUUGUAUGUCUGGCCUCUGGACUCUUCUGUAGGUGUGUAAUAAUGUGUGCCAUUAAUCGACUGUACUAUAACAUAAAACGGGAACAUUAAAAAGGAUUCACUCGAUGUGAAUGUUUUAAUCAUGAUAUUGUCUUAUUCAGCACAAGGUAAUGAGGUUACUGAUGUCCGUGUAAAUGUAGUCACCGUGAAGUUUCAAGCAGGUCUGAGUUAGAGCUGUGAGAGGAUCCUGAGGUCUCAGUGCUUCUCAUCUUCAUGUUGAAGGAAAACAGUGGUAUUAUUAUGGUAGUUUUGGCACAGUACACGCACUGAACUGAUGUUAGUUACUGUAGAUGAGUCUUCAUUCCUGUUUAAAUACGUUAAUUAGAAAGUAAUGCUGUUGUCCCGUCUGAUCUGGUUUGUUGAAUGUAAGUUAUGAUGUGAGCACAUCUUAGAUCAAAUGCAGUUUAAGAAUCUUGUAUAAGAUCUCUGUUGUGUUGUGAAUUUAAUGUUAAUAAUUUAAACUCCUCUUGAAUGUUACCUCAACACUUUACUGUCACAAUAAAGCCUUUUAAGUUGGUCAUCUUAUGC
This is a messenger RNA of Puntigrus tetrazona (Sumatra barb), 2672 nucleotides long. RefSeq names its product zinc finger protein 37 homolog. The transcript has 2 exons. Gene Ontology annotation, biological process: central nervous system development; regulation of transcription by RNA polymerase II. The record is from RefSeq and is a predicted model, not a curated record. The coding region runs from base 101 to 1597 and encodes 498 amino acids. Gene Ontology annotation, molecular function: RNA polymerase II cis-regulatory region sequence-specific DNA binding; DNA-binding transcription factor activity, RNA polymerase II-specific. Gene Ontology annotation, cellular component: nucleus. Lineage: Eukaryota; Metazoa; Chordata; Actinopteri; Cypriniformes; Cyprinidae.